UGCAUCUGGGCCCUGGCCACUACACCAUCUAAUCAAGAACAGCCUAAAGCCUGAAACUCCCGAGCAACCAUGCAGUCUGCCGAUGCCAAAUUCAACCGAAGAUCCUUGCUUCAGACCCUGCGACAUUACAGCACAGAAGUUCACAACAUGGAACAGACCGUCCUGCUUCCCAGUCUCCUAAGAGAUGUGCCGUCAGAUGGUUUUAUGGACUGUGAUGCUGCGGAGAACAGCAGGGACCUGUACGAGAACUAUCUUCUUUUGAAAGCCAUCAAGAACACAGUGGAGAGCGGUCUGUUCCCCUAUAAUGAUGCCAAGGCUAAGAACCACGCCAGCCUGCACGAAGGCCUGGAGCCACUGCUGGAGGCCGAUCCAGAGGCGCUGUUCCAUUUCCAUCUGCGAGGCCUAUUCACUGUCAUGGCUACACUCACAAAUAAGUCUCAGAGCUUGACGGAGAAAUACUUGGACAUCAUUGGGAUCAGCCGUUAGAAUUCAUCACGGAACAGCUUUUGACCACAUCUUAAGAAAACAUCUUGAAAUGGAUUUUAUAAUUGAAGCAUUUACCUGGAAACUCAUUACAGUACUGUCACUAAGUCAUCUAAAUGAGAUAUGCAAUACUUUGAUUAAACUGAUUUUUCAAAAUCUGUCGAUUUUGCUCUUUUGUCCCCCUUUUGCUAAUGUUAGCGUCCAUUCGAGCUAGCAAGAAAUCCACAAGUUUGUGCAAAACCUGAUUACCGUGCUAUCCUGCAUAAUUAAAAGAGAAUGGUAAAAAAAAGAA
This is a messenger RNA of Myxocyprinus asiaticus (Chinese sucker), 775 nucleotides long. Its product is annotated as mid1-interacting protein 1-B-like. The record is from RefSeq and is a predicted model, not a curated record. The transcript has a single exon. NCBI's taxonomy places the organism in Eukaryota, Metazoa, Chordata, Actinopteri, Cypriniformes, Catostomidae. Gene Ontology annotation, cellular component: cytosol. Gene Ontology annotation, biological process: regulation of lipid biosynthetic process. The coding region runs from base 70 to 486 and encodes 138 amino acids.